CCGGUCAGCGGCCCCGUCCCUGCCCGCGGUGGCGAGAGGCGCCGGGGCGUCCCGGUCUCCGGCACGGGCAGCGAGCGGGGGGGUGGCUCCGGGCCGAGGUUUGGGUGCGGAGCAAAGGCUGGCUGGGGACGAGCGUUGGUGCUCGGCAGAGCCGCGGUGAUGUGCUGCGCACUGUCGACGCCGAGGUGUUCUCGGUGAAGGGAGCGUGUUCCUGCGGCCGCAGAAACUUGUUGAGAACUUGUGGACAAAUGUAUAGGUUCACGCAUUCAUAUUGUGAUGAAGAGUGAUAAAGAAAUUGUUGGAACACUUCUAGGAUUUGAUGACUUUGUCAAUAUGGUGUUAGAAGACGUUACAGAAUUUGAGAUUACCCCUGAGGGCAGAAGAAUCACAAAGCUAGACCAGAUUUUGCUAAAUGGAAACAAUAUAACAAUGCUGGUUCCUGGAGGAGAAGGACCUGAAGUAUAAAUUGAUGCAGUUGUCAUCUGUGAAGACAUGUUAUAUAUACAUAUGUAAUCUAAAUAGAGCUUUUGGGGUAUGGGUGUGGGUGGGUUUUGGUGUGGGUCGUUUGUUUUGUUUACACACUCUUGCAGUUGACAUUUGAUAAAAGAGAAGGAUUUCGCCUUCAGGAAGGGUGCAUUGCUAAUGAUAAUGCUGAUUUUAUAAGUUGAAAUCAUGAUUUUCUUGUAAAGACGCACUAAUUUCUUCAGAAUAAAAGGCUUUCUUUUUGUUAGUUACUGUGUUCUGUUAUGUAAGUGCAUGAGUUAGUUUUAUAACUGGUUGAUGGAGUGGAAAAAUAAUAGUUACAUUCCAGUUGCUGUCAGUCUUCAGUUUUUCUACAUCUGUUGCAUUUGUUUAUGGCCCAGGUCUAUAUAAAACCCAAGUUGUGAGCCAAGAGAUUGCUAUUCUUUGCAGUACAGGCAGAUACUAAGCUGGAUGGUUUGUUUAAACACUGCUUCAGGCUGUGUCACCGUAAACCAUGUGGUAGAGUGCUGUAGAAUUCUGAAAGCUCUUCAAAGUGGAUGCAUCUAUUUGAUGCUCAGCAGCCUUUGGUUCUGCUGGCCUUGAGGUUCAGCUCUCUUGGACUUCUUUUGCUUGGCAGAUGUACUUUGUUACAGUAAAGGCACUGUAGUGGUAUUUGGCAAGUGAGGACAGACAGACCAGACCUAGUUCAUGACCGGGUGAGGGGGUGGGAAGGUUGGUGUUGAAACUUCUCAUUCCUAUCGGUGGUGAGACUGCUUGCACCACUAAGUGGUGCUGUGUAUGUAUACUUAAUUAAAUUGCGAGCUGCCUGUGCCUGCCUGCUUGUGUAGUUCGGAGUAGUCAUUUUAGAGGAAACGUUCUUUUGGCUGCAUUUGUUCUCCUGUGAUACAAAAAUUUGACAGUGCUUGGGGGCAACUACUACUUUAGGAGAAU
Molecule: messenger RNA, 1413 nt
Organism: Haliaeetus leucocephalus (bald eagle)
Lineage: Eukaryota; Metazoa; Chordata; Aves; Accipitriformes; Accipitridae
Gene: LSM5
Product: LSM5 homolog, U6 small nuclear RNA associated (S. cerevisiae)
Exons: 5
Coding region: 277-465 (62 amino acids)
Biological process (GO): mRNA splicing, via spliceosome
Cellular component (GO): Lsm1-7-Pat1 complex; U6 snRNP; U4/U6 x U5 tri-snRNP complex
Molecular function (GO): RNA binding
Source: RefSeq, a predicted model, not a curated record